AUGGCUUAUAAGGUGGUAGACAUUGACAUUUACGGCUCUUUCAAUGUUUUACGUGAAACACCUGCGGUGGAUAAUGCGUGUAAACUGAAAACGGUGAUGUCCGUUGCAGGGUCUGACUCUUCAGGAGGUGCAGGAAUUGAGGCAGAUUUAAAGACCAUUACCGCACAUGGAUGUUAUGGUUUAACUGCAAUCACAUGCCUAACAGCGCAAAAUACUAUCGGGGUCAAAAAUGCCAUAAAAACGACACCCCAGUUAAUUGAAGAUAUCUUGGAUUCCAACUUUACUGAUAUUCCGAUCAAUGCGAUUAAAACAGGUUUGUUAACUGAACAUGCGAUUCCUGCAUUGAGGAAAUCAAUGGAAAAGUACUCUUACAAAGGACAUCUGGUUGUCGACCCUGUUAUGGUCAGCACAUCAGGUUAUGAUUUUAUCGAUAAUACCGUACUAAAAAUGAUCAUUGAUAGUUUGUCGCCAUUCAUAACAAUCAUUACGCCCAAUAUGAUUGAAGCAAAGUGUUUAGUAAAUACAUUACUUCAAGAGCAGAAAUAUGAUGAAAACAGUAUUUUAGACUUGGAUGACGUUUUUGGGAUGUGUCAAUUGAUACAUGAAAACACUGGUAUUAGCAAUAUCUUAAUCAAAGGUGGACAUCAGCAGUGGGGUGAUUCAAAGUUGACGGAUAUUUUAUUUAUUUCUGAAGAAAAAACGUUUUAUAAAUUCAACUCAAAGAUGAUUGAUUCUAGACACACGCAUGGCACUGGCUGCACUCUAUCUUCAGCUAUUGCCUCUAACUUAGCCAAGGAUUUGACACUAGUCAACGCAGUUGGAAACGGUAUUGUCUAUGUUCAAAAUGGUAUUAAAUGUGCACCAAGGUUAGGAAACGGUAAUGGUCCGUUGAAUCAUAUUCAAACCAUCAAUUACGUCGACUAUGUUUAUAAUCAAUAA
Molecule: messenger RNA, 939 nt
Organism: Pichia kudriavzevii
Lineage: Eukaryota; Fungi; Ascomycota; Pichiomycetes; Pichiales; Pichiaceae
Exons: 1
Coding region: 1-939 (312 amino acids)
Biological process (GO): thiamine biosynthetic process
Cellular component (GO): cytosol
Molecular function (GO): phosphomethylpyrimidine kinase activity; hydroxymethylpyrimidine kinase activity
Source: RefSeq, a predicted model, not a curated record